Messenger RNA from Anas platyrhynchos (mallard), 425 nucleotides. RefSeq names its product small EDRK-rich factor 1. The record is from RefSeq and is a predicted model, not a curated record. NCBI's taxonomy places the organism in Eukaryota, Metazoa, Chordata, Aves, Anseriformes, Anatidae.
CGCGCGCGGCGCGUGACGUAGCGGCGGGCGAGGCUUUAUAAGGGGAGCGCGCGGCGGGCGGGCCGUUAGAAGCUUCUAGCAGCCGGUGAGGGAGGUUGGGGGGCGGCGGUGCGCGGCCACAGCGUUCCGCCAUGACCCGUGGGAACCAACGUGAACUUGCUCGCCAAAAGAACCUGAAGAAGACUCAGGAAAUCCACAAAGGGAAAAGGAAAGAAGAUAGCUUGUCUGCUUCUCAGAGAAAACAGAGGGACUCUGAAAUCAUGCAGCAGAAACAGAAGGCGGCUAACGAAAGGAAGUCUCUGCAGGCAGAAGCAAAAUGAAGCAUCCCUGCAGAGUAGACAGGAGUGCACCGCUGCAGCAGAAAGGCCUAGAGGAUCAUUUGUGAAAAUGGCCAGCCAUUAAAUGAUUUCAGUGUUAAUCUUGCA